Molecule: messenger RNA, 873 nt
Organism: Lotus japonicus
Lineage: Eukaryota; Viridiplantae; Streptophyta; Magnoliopsida; Fabales; Fabaceae
Product: 50S ribosomal protein L21, chloroplastic
Exons: 5
Coding region: 64-714 (216 amino acids)
Biological process (GO): translation
Cellular component (GO): ribosome
Molecular function (GO): RNA binding; structural constituent of ribosome
Source: RefSeq, a predicted model, not a curated record
GAGAUAGGAUAACUGGAUAUGCGUGACACUCUGUGAGAGUGAGAGCUCUCUCCAACACCGAAAAUGGCUUCUGCAACUGCAAUCGUUUCCACACUCUGCGCUUCUUUCGGAACCCACUGCACCAUUUCCUCCACCUCCAAACCUCUAUUCUCUCAAUCUUCCACUUCUCGCUUCCCUUCUCAUUCCAACAAGCUCUCUUUACAACCACCCACGUUCACCCAGCGUUUUCCUCUCCUACCCCUCCCCAAGGUCUCAGAAUCUGCGGUUGCUGAGCCGGAGAUUGAUGUAACGACUCCUCAGCCUGAAGCUGGCGAAAUUGUCCCGGCGCAGCCUCCUUCUUGGGAACCGGGUCUCUUCGCUGUGGUCAUGGUUGGCGGGCGCCAAUAUAUUGUUCACCCCGGGCGCUGGAUUGUUGUUCAGAGGCUGAAAGGUGCUAAGGCUAACGACAAGAUUGCCCUACAGAAGGUUUUACUGGUUGGCACAGAUACAUCUUGCUACAUUGGGAAACCAAUAGUAUCAAAUGCUGUGGUAUAUGCUACGGUGGAAGAACAGGGUUUUGACCCCAAAGUAAUUGUCUUCAAAUAUAAACGAAAGAAGCAAUAUCGCAGAACUUAUGGGCACAAACAGCCACAUACACGUUUACGGAUAAACAGCAUUAUGGGCUAUGAGAACUAUCCUAAAGUUACGAUGGAUGAUGUCAAGUCAGAAGAAUGAACAUCUAAGUGCCAAUAUUGUAUCUUCUUCCAUCUUUUAUUAUAAGCAAUCGUUUUGCCUUUUUGCUUUGAUGAGGAAUGUAGUGGCUUAAAUUUUAAUCAAGCUAAUGUAUGACUUAGUACUCUGUUUCCUAAUACAUUGCUAUUUUUCCUGUCUGAA